AGAUGGCGCGUGCUGCUAAUAUGUGUUCACAAGAGUGCCUCUAAAGAAGAAGAGCGUCUGAUCGGUACGUGGGCUUUCCGGUGGCUGCCUGUAAAUUAUGGCGGCCCUGUGUAAGCCGGAGACUCAAGUGAUCGACCGUAGCGGUCCCCUGCCCGGUCGUGUGGUGCUCGAAAGAGACGAGGAAGUCGGGCGCAGCAGCGACUGCAGCAUAUGUGUGCGUUCCGUCAUGGUUUCUAGGCGCCACGCCGUCUUCAGACGCGACGCGUCGGGUCAGUGGCGAGUCGCGGACGACUCGAGCAUGAACGGUGUGUACGUGAACGGCCAGCGGGUCGAGGCGGAGAGGCCGCGGCUUCUGCGACAGGACGAUGUGGUAUCGCUGGGUCCGCCGCAGCGAACGAACGUAGUUUUUCGAUUCGCCACAGACGAGCCUCGGCACCGAGGUGGCGACGCGGGUCAACGCCCCAGGGACGCUACCACCUCUAGACCUCGCGCGUUUCUCAUUCUGAUCGGCGGCGCCAACCUGCCUCCCAAAGAGCUCGACAGUGGCAUCAAAGUCUCUCACAGGGCGGCGGUGCCCGCGUCUGACGAAAGCGAAAGUGACUCCUCGCCCGUUCUACCCUCGGACAGAGACAACAACAACGUGUUCGUACAGCCCGGUGCGUCGCCCAGUGGCUUCGCAGUGGCCGGCCGGAGUGACGCCUUCUCCAAGCACAGCAAGAAGAUCAGGCUGUCCGCGAGCGACUGCGUAGUGCGCAGGUUGGAAAGCAUCAUGGAGAACGAGCUGACGUGCGCGAUUUGCAGCGAGCUGUUCGUGGACGCCGCCAUGCUGCAGUGCGGUCACACGUUCUGCUCGUACUGCAUUCACAACUGGAGGCAGCAGAAGAACGUGUGUCCCUUCUGUCUCGCCGCAAUCGGCUCGGUCACGCGGUCCUUCGUCGUGGACAACAUCAUCGACGAACUGGUUUGCUUCAACCCCGAGCUUAAGCGUUUUCGGGAGGCUCUAGCGCACUCCAGAUCGGCAGCUUCGUAUGGUGACUCUUCGAAGAAUUGA
Molecule: messenger RNA, 1051 nt
Organism: Rhipicephalus microplus (southern cattle tick)
Lineage: Eukaryota; Metazoa; Arthropoda; Arachnida; Ixodida; Ixodidae
Product: E3 ubiquitin-protein ligase CHFR-like
Biological process (GO): protein ubiquitination; mitotic cell cycle checkpoint signaling; ubiquitin-dependent protein catabolic process
Cellular component (GO): nucleus
Molecular function (GO): ubiquitin-protein transferase activity; protein binding; metal ion binding
Source: RefSeq, a predicted model, not a curated record